AUGGCAAACAUGGACGUUAAUGAGUUUCGCGAGUUUGGCCGAGCGGCCAUUGACUUUGUGGCCGAUUACCUGGAGAACAUCCGAGACAGAGACGUCCUUCCGUCGGUGGAACCGGGCUAUCUGCACGAUAUGCUUCCCGAAGAGCUUCAGAACGAGCCCGAAGACUGGAAAACGAUCAUGGAGGACUUCAAGCGGUGCAUCCUUCCUGGGUUGACGCACUGGCAGUCACCGCACUUCCACGCGUUCUAUCCUUCGCAGACAUCCUACUCGUCGAUCGUGGGCGAAACGUUGGCCGCAGGACUCGGCGUCGUCGGGUUUAGCUGGAUAUGUAGCCCCGUCUGCACGGAGCUGGAGGUGAUCAUGAUGAACUGGCUCGGGCAGCUGUUGAAUCUGCCACGAUCGUUCCUGAACUGCAGCGAAGGUAACGGAGGUGGUAUUAUCCAAGGUUCAGCCAGUGAGUCCAUCCUUGUGGCCGUUCUGGCUGCCCGAGAACAAGCCGUUCGUCGGUUGCGCGAUCAACAUCCGGAUCUUACGGAAUCGGAGAUCCGUGGUCGGUUGGUGGCGUACACAAGCGAUCAGAGCAACAGUGCGGUGGAGAAAGCGGGUAUUCUGGGUGCGAUUAAGAUGCGACUAUUGCCCGCUGACGAAACAGGUAUCCUGCGUGGAUCUACCUUCAUUCAGGCAGUGGAAGAGGACGUCGCAAAGGGGCUGUUUCCGGUCGUAUGUGUGGCCACUCUCGGUACAACGGGCACGUGCGCCUACGAUAAUCUGGCUGAGAUUGGACCGUACUGUAACGAGCACGAUAUCUGGCUGCACAUUGAUGCGGCUUACGCUGGAGCUGCCUUGUGUCUGCCAGAGUACACGCACAUCAUGACCGGAGCCGAACGAGCCGAUUCGCUCAACUUUAACCUGCACAAGUGGAUGUUCGUCAACUUUGACUGCUGCGCGAUGUGGUUCAAAGAUGCCGGUUCGGUCACGAAGUCCUUCAGCGUCGACCGGAUCUACCUGCAGCAUCAGUUCCAGGGUCACAGUCGAGCUCCGGACUAUCGUCACUGGCAGAUCCAACUUGGACGUCGGUUCCGUUCGCUGAAGGUUUGGAUCACCCUGCGUACGAUGGGGGCUGAACGGAUCCGGCAGUUGAUCCGUUUCCACAUCCAGCUGGCGAACCGCUUCGAGGAGUAUGUGCGUACGGACGAACGCUUCGAAGUCCUGUGCUCCACACUGGCACUUGUGUGCUUCCGGUUGAAGGGCGAGGACGCUCACUCGAAACGCCUGCUCGAGAACAUCACCCAGCGCAAGAAGGUGUUCAUGAUCCCGGCCACGUACCAGGGCAAGUUUAUCAUCCGCUUCAUGAUCUGUGGCAUCGAUCCGCAGAUGCACGACAUCGAGUACGCUUGGAAUGAGGUUCGAACGCAGGCUGAUCUGCUGCUCGGUUUUGAUCAUAACCGCAAUGAGUUGAAGGACAGCGUAGAGCCUGUGGAGUCUCCGAAGCUGUUCGAGAAGGGCUCCGAAAUAGGCAAGAUCACGGAGAGCCUCAACGGGAUCAUGAUUUCUGACGAAAAGGGACAGUAA
Molecule: messenger RNA, 1572 nt
Organism: Anopheles nili
Lineage: Eukaryota; Metazoa; Arthropoda; Insecta; Diptera; Culicidae
Gene: amd
Product: 3,4-dihydroxyphenylacetaldehyde synthase
Exons: 3
Coding region: 1-1572 (523 amino acids)
Biological process (GO): catecholamine metabolic process; amino acid metabolic process
Molecular function (GO): pyridoxal phosphate binding; aromatic-L-amino-acid decarboxylase activity
Source: RefSeq, a predicted model, not a curated record